UCACGAACGUGAUCAAGGGAAGACACGAUCACGAACGUGACCUCGACGCUGGAGAAGAUUGUCGUGACGAAGCAUCACGAUGAAGAAAAUCAUAACGACGACGAAGAUCAUCACGACGACGAAGAGCAUACGACGACGAAGUUCCAUCGGGCCGCAGGCUGAGUCACAUGUGCGGGCCCAGUUUGAUCUGCGGAAAGCCCAGGCAGACCUGGACGCAGCUCAAACUGACACCGACCUAUUGAAGGUUCAAGAGUUCAUUAUCCAGUGCCGUAAAGCACUAGAUGUGUUCAUCUGUCAGCAGUUUGACGACAUUGCGAAUGGCAGAAAUGCCAAAAAUGAUGUGGUGGUCACGAAACAGACGAUUGAUGAGAACAUCCGCCAAUUGGAAGAAGCUCUUGAAAAAGAGAAAACCCGUAAGGCAGAGAUGAUAAAGAAAAAAAAACAAGAUGAACAGCAAGCAAAACAAGAACAAGAAGUCAGACAACAUGUGGUAACUGUGGCAGGAGAAGAACAGGUUGUGGCACUGAACCAACUGGUUGAGUACCUUGCUCACUUGGAGACAAGGCUCGACCAUUUUGAAGCAAAGUUGGAAGAAUUGACCGUAGGAUUGAAGAAUGUGACUAACUUGGUCAAAGGAAAGGAAAAAGAGGUUCGGAAGGAACAACCUGAGAAGAAACUGAUGAGUGAUGCUAUGAAAGAUCUCAGGGUCAAAGUAAAGGAGGGAGAGUCAUCUGGGCCUCCUUCACCGACGCCACCAUUAAGUCCACCAUCCAGUCCUCACCCAUCAGGGGGAAAGAAAGACAAAGAAGAGAAAACUGAGAAGCCAAAGAAGAAGGAAAAGGUAAAGAUGAGAUUGCCUUUUACGUUUAGCAACAAGAAAGACGAACAUUUGCUUGUUUGGAUCGCCGAGAUACAGACGCACUGUAGUACGACGCCUGUUGCAGAAGAGUCUCAGGCCACAUUCUCUACAUCUUGCUUGGGAGGAGAAGCAAAGCAGUGGGUCUUAGCUGAGGCUAACGCGACAGGUUUCGACGACAUCGGUAAGUGGUCCGGAACAAUGACUCUAAAGCAGUUCCUUGAUAAGAUCAAGGAACGCUUUCGUGAUAAGACGACGACCGAUAAGGCCUUCGACCAACUUACUACGAUUGGACAGAAACACUGGACGUCUGUGGAGGCUUUGUCUGGCGAGGUCGAUCGCUUGUUGCAAGUACCGGGCUUAAAUCUGCAGGAUGAUCAGGUCCUGUAUAUUUAUGCCCGGGCCUUACCUGAACCCAUACGAAGUCAGUUAGUGGCCGACUCAAAGUCAGGUAAGUAUAAGUACCAACAGUUUCGCGAUCUGGCUUUCCAGAGAGAGCAAAUGACUUCUCAAGUUAAACAGUCGUAUGCAUCUGUGGUGAAAUCUGGUGGUAAUGCAGGAGCAGGUGCAAGAUAUGGUAAGCGAGUCCUUUGGCGCCAAAAGCGUCAGGACCACAUGCUUGUCGUCUUUGACGACGACACAGUGGAAAAGCUACCGUUAGAGGAAGAAGGAGUUCCUAGCAACAGUGAGUCAGGAAAGGGGGACGUCACUGCUGCCGUGGUCAACAAAGGAGGACCACGAGGUCCGUAUCGAGGGAGGAAACCACGCUCGUUUCCUGCGCACCCAGGUAUCGCGGCAUUCAAUCCGUGGGAGAAAAUGGAGAUUGACCAAAAGACCUGGUAGGAUAGGAUGGACAACGCGCAGUGUUUGAAGUGUGGAAAAGAGGGACACAUCAUUGCAUGGUGUCCACUCAUCCGACACCCAAAAGCGAGCCGCCAGUAGGAGUAGCAUCUGCUCCUACUGAGUUGAAGAAGUUAGACGAUGAGAAAGGUAAGGCGCCUACUAACCCUUUCACUUCUUCGACUCGCGUGGCAGAGGAUGGUUGUUCUCCGGCCCAUCAUCCAGAUCACCCUGAACCUGUCUUAUGUUCUGUCUCUCUGGAUGACUCCUUUGAUAAGCUUGGUAAUGAUUUGCUGACACUACGAAGCUCAUGGGCAAAGAAAGCAAAGUCUAAGGGUGAACUAUUACUCGCGGAUGUAGAGAUCGCACACGAACGGACGGGUGCACUUUUAGACUCAGGAUCUACACGAUUCCACAUUUCUGAGAGAGCUAUUCGCAAGCUUCAUCUUGGAAUGAAGGUAAAAUGUUUAG
Chara braunii is the source of this 2167-nucleotide messenger RNA. NCBI's taxonomy places the organism in Eukaryota, Viridiplantae, Streptophyta, Charophyceae, Charales, Characeae. The record is from the annotation of a GenBank genome assembly.